GCGCCGAAGGUCCUGCUGAGCCAGGCGGGCGGAGGUCGCACGCACCCGCUGACGCCGGGAGGGCAGGGUCGCAGCCCCGGUGCCGGAGGUUUACCGCGCGAGCCCUAAGGCAGCGUCCCCCAGAGACACGGUCCUGGAGGCGGGGCCCUGGGGACAAGCACGUGUUUGUCCGAAAGCCCCUCGAUUCUCCAGGCAGCCCGGCCGCUGUGCGCUCCAGUAGCCAGAAGGUUGCAACUCGGGGCCUUGGGUCAGAGAACUGCGGCGGGGCUCUGCUAUUUGGGAACCACCAUGAAUAGUGUAGACAGCGAAGAUCUGCUCGCUGAGAAGCCUCCCAGACUCAAGAGCUCAAAAGAAUGGUUGGAACCGCAGCCACUUCCUUUCGUGGAGGCAUUUGCCAGAGAGGAUAUUAAUGCAGCUAUUAAAUCAAUAUUAUAUAGAGAAAAUUACAUAAAUAAGGAAUUAGAAAAGUAUUUACAGCAUCAUGACUUCUUAAAUACAAGAAGAAAAGAGAUGUUAUACAAAAGAUGGGUUGACCAUGUGGCAGGUCCUCUCCAGAAGAAAAUCAUGGAGAAAGUUUGUUCACAUAAGAAGAUUAAAAAAAGGAGACACCAGGAAUUAGAUACCUUCUUAAAAUACGUAAAUAAAAAGGGAAGUGCAUUCAUAGAGCAUUAUGACCCAAAAGAGUACGACCCUUUCUACAGGCACAAAGAGGACCUGGAUUUCCUGAAGGUUAUCAUCCCACCAUUUCGUGACCCUUUGAAAAAGGCACAAUAUGACAAAGAUGAUGAAAAAAGAACUCUUCUUCAGUGUGAGACUGGCAAAAUACAUACAAUGAAAGAAUUUAAAGAGAUUGAGAAGGCCAAACUGUAUUGCAGAUUUCCACAACUUUCUAAUUCAAGGUGCUUUGUGACUCCAAAUGAUUGGCUUAAACUGUCUGCAAGCUACAUAGAAAGUGACUUUUGUAAAAGGAGCAGGUUAAAAGUGAAGAGUAAUUUCAACGCUAGCAGUUUUGAUUUGAAACACGUGACCAAAGCGCCUCAUCUUCCGGGAUCCCAGGAAGGAGAAAAAGCAGUUCUUUGCAAAACCGAAGGGUUAUGCUCUCUGGAAAAAGGACCGCUACAUUCUCAGCAGGGAAAGCGUCCCAGUCCGGAGGAGGCCAAGGCUGAAAGGCCCUCCUUGAGCCUCAGCCUGAAGGCAGAGCGGAGGGAAGACCAGGAUGCGGUUUCGGCAGCCAAGGAGCACACACCCUGACCCUGGACUGGCCAAGAGGACACAGGAAGGUUGCUCUUGGAGGAAGCCACCUGCCAGCAGGCAUCAGGGUGAGGACCACGGGAGGCGCUCAGGGCUGUCCUGGGUCUGAGAAAAGCAUCUGCAAUAAACCUCACUUGACGUUUGAGCUCAGUGUCUGUGUGAGAACUGAGAAACCACCUCCGUGUAUGGACCCUUAUUGGAAAUGUGUUUCCCCAGAGGCUAAGAAGCAUCGCUGAAAGGUGCAAUAGGAAUCAGCAGCUCCCUU
Molecule: messenger RNA, 1516 nt
Organism: Myotis lucifugus (little brown bat)
Lineage: Eukaryota; Metazoa; Chordata; Mammalia; Chiroptera; Vespertilionidae
Product: protein FAM228B
Exons: 10
Coding region: 289-1251 (320 amino acids)
Source: RefSeq, a predicted model, not a curated record